AUGGCGAUGGCCCCCCAGAAGCUUGAUUCCCGGGGUCAUCACUAUCCAUUUCCGCCCCUUCAGACGGCGAUCCCGAAGCUCGACCCGGACAGCAUUUACGUCAAAGAGGAGAAGCCCCUCGUCCAGCCCCUACCGUACCCCGGCAAUAACUUUCACGAGCACCCAUCCGUUGGCGCCGACGCGACAAAAGCCCAAGAACAGCAACGAGCCAUGGCUCAGUAUUCGGACUACCCUCACCUGUACGACACGUCGAUGGUGAUGCCCGGAGCCUAUUACGACGCCUACGCCGGAUACUCCUCCAUGGCCGCGCCUCUGAUGCCAAUCGCUGCCACCGGGGAUGGGACUGCCGAUUUCACCGCUUCACCUAGCUACGUGACAACCUCCGCGGUGACAGCCGCUCUUCCCUCUUCGCUUCCACAACAAGAGACAUCCACUGGCAGCUCGGUGCUCGAGAUUGGAAAGCCAAACACGACGCAAGCCUCGGCCACGGGAAGUGCGGCCACGAUACCGACGGCCGUCACGCUAUCAAAUAAUGAUUGGCAAGCAGCCGCCGCAUGGCAACAAUAUUAUAAUAUGCCUCACACCGCCCACACGGACUACACGUUCGCCCAGCAGGCCGAGGUCGCCUUCUAUCCACUGGCACCGGCUCAACUGGGCGGCCCCCUGGAUGCGACAACAGCCGACCCAUCAGUCUACUCCCUACCCACCAAUCUAGCAGGCUCCUCCCUGGCCGCUGGAGCAUUCGACUACACGGCACUACACCCACAAACAAGCCUCGCCGCGGCCACCGCGUUGAGCAACACAUCAAUCCCGGUGCCAACUGGCUCGAAGCGUAAAGUGGGUGGAGGAGCGAAGAAUGGUGGUGCUUCAUCAUCCCUGACCUCUUCCUCAUCAUCUGCCUCAUCUGCCAUCCCUUCAUCUACAAUUCAAUCGGCAUCUGCUGCUGCUGUCUCUUCGAUUAUUGGAAAUGGAGCAUCAGCUGGAGCAGGAGCGGGAGCAGGAUCAUCGACUGCUGGGCCCAGCAAGAUUUCCAAUGUGUCGCUUCCCCAUGGCCACCACCCCCAUCAACAACCCCAUCAUCCCCAUCAUCAUCAUCAUAAAGCCCCUUCGUCGAUGGCAUCAGGGGAUGAUGGUGGAUUAUCAGAUGAUGAUCGUUCUGAGGAUCGAGAUGUUGAUAGAAGAUCUGCCAAUAAUGCACGAGAACGGAUCCGUGUCCGGGAUAUCAAUUCGGCGUUCAAAGAAUUGGGUCGUAUGUGUUCACAGCAUUCCCAGGCAGCGAGCGGUGACAAGACGCAGACGAAACUCGGCAUCCUCCACCAAGCCGUCCAAGUGAUCACAGCCCUCGAGGAACAGGUGCGCCAACGAAAUCUGAACCCGAAACAGGCAGUGAUGAAACGACACGGAAAUGAUGAGAAUAAACAGAACAUAACAGGAGGCGGAGGAGCAGGGGCUACGGUAGAUCAGUACGGUAACCCCCUCGUUUCGCCCUAU
This is a messenger RNA of Mesorhabditis spiculigera, 1491 nucleotides long. Lineage: Eukaryota; Metazoa; Nematoda; Chromadorea; Rhabditida; Rhabditidae. The record is from the annotation of a GenBank genome assembly.